Molecule: messenger RNA, 1233 nt
Organism: Saprolegnia parasitica CBS 223.65
Lineage: Eukaryota; Oomycota; Saprolegniomycetes; Saprolegniales; Saprolegniaceae
Exons: 5
Coding region: 12-1139 (375 amino acids)
Source: RefSeq, a predicted model, not a curated record
AAGCAGCAGCAAUGAUCAGCAGCGAGUCGAGCGACUCCGAGGUCGAGCAGGUCGCGCGCCGGGCCGCGGACGUGCAUGCCACCAAGGUGCCGAGCGCCAAGCGCGCGCGUGCUUCGUCCGAUGUGGAUGAGAAGUCGCGCGAAGAGAUCCUCGCCGAGCGCCAAGCCCGCCGCAAGCAGAAGCGCGUCGACAAGCAAGCGGCCAAGGCGGUCGAGCGUGAACAGGAAGCUGAUCGGCUCAAGGAAGAGCGCCGGACGCUAGGCCGCCGCUUCACCGUCUCGAUCGCGGUGCCCGGCUCGAUCGUCGACAACGCGCAGACGAAGGAGCUCAAGACGUACCUCGCCGGUCAGAUUGCGCGCGCGGCCGCCAUCUUCCAGGUCGACGAGGUCAUUGUGUUUGACGAUCAGCUCGGAAAGGCGGCAAACGACAAGGACGUGACGAAGAAGUACAACAACCCGAACGACUGCCAUGUCUUCCUUGGGCGCAUCCUCCAGUACCUCGAGACGCCCCAGUACCUCCGGAAGGCGCUCUUCCCGGUGCACUCGGACCUCAAGUACGCCGGCUUGCUCAACCCGCUCGAUUGUCCCCAUCACAUGCGUGGCGACGAGUGGACGACGUACCGCGAAGGCGUCGUUGUCGACGUGCCCAGCAAGGAAAAGCGCGGGUCGCAUGUCAACGUCGGCCUCAAGAAGUUUGCCGUCAUCGACAAGCAUCUCCAGCCCGGCGUCCGUGUGACCGUCAAGCUCGACGAGUCGUCCAAGGACAAGAAGAAGUUGGCCGGGACGGUGGUGUCGCCUGCCGAGCCGCGCGAGCAGCUCGGCCAGUACUGGGGCUACACCAUGCGCUUUGCCACGUCGCUCAAGGAAGUGUGGACCGAGAGUCCGUACAAGAAGGGCUAUGAUCUCAAGAUUGGUACGUCCGAGCGCGGUACGAGCUGCGUCGACGACAAGGACUUCAAGCUCCCGCCUUCGAGCACGUCCUCAUUGUGUUUGGCGGUGUCUCGGGUAUCGAGGAGUGCACGAGCGCCGACGAGUCGAUCGCGAUCAACGGCGACCAAGCGCACACGCUCUUCGACAUGUGGGUCAACACGUGUCCGCAGCAAGGCAGUCGCACGAUCCGCUCUGAGGAGGCCAUCUUGAUUUCCAUGUCGGCGCUGCGCUCGCACCUCAUGAGCAACCAAAUGCCAUAGAUAACCAUACAAAUAAGCUUCGCACGCGUGCGUCUACAGUCCCA